AUGACCAGCUGCAUCUUCCUCGCUGUCCUCACCUUCUUCAUCUUCCUCUCGAGUUUGCAUAAGCGCGUUGAGAGCCAGCCCCUGCUCUGCAACACGGAGGACUGCCGUGCGCAUGCCUCACUGCUCACUAAGCGUCUCAACUGGACGCUGGACCCCUGCGAUGACUUUGAUGCGUUCGUUUGCUCGGCGGCGCGCUCAUCCUCUGACCGCGAGAUGUUCAACGGAGUCAUGGACGAACUGCGGCUCUCAUGGUUCCAGGGACUCCGGGACAUUCUAAUCAGGGGUACGCGCCAUAUUCCCGUCGGGAUAAAGGCGCUCGCAAUGCACAGCAGAUGCCUGGACAAGUACCCGUCGGACCAGCCUGCCUUGUCGCUUUUCCUCUACUUUAUCAGGACACAAGGGUUGGACUGGCCUACACUGACGCGAGUAUUAGAACCACCACUACGAUUCGCCCUCAAGCUUGCCUAUUCGUGGCAAUCCCCAUUUUGGAUGUCGGUGAGUGUGCUAGAGGCCCCGGAUCAAUCUUCGUCAGUUGCAAGGCUGAGGUUCCAGAUCCGGCCGAGCAUGCUCGUUCCUACACUGCUCCACCAUCACCGGAUAGCGAGACGCGCUUACUUUAGGUACUGGGACCUGUUUCUUUAUGAUCUGUAUCCGGACAGCAGUACGAGACCCAAAAUCAACAAAAUUUAUGUCGAGGAGAUCCGCAUCAUUGAGGAGAAAAUACUCGAAACCUUGAACUCGUUGCUAAACUCAGGCUCACCGAAGCCGGCGGUGUUUUCCUUCGGUAAUAUCUCGGCCUACGUUCCAAACGCCACCGCUCUUGAAUGGCUUCAGAGCUUCCAGGGAUCCAUCCCGCUGACACGACAGCUAAGCUACGAUGAUGAGAUCGUCGUCAGCGACGUCCGCCUCCUGCAAACGGUCAGCGAGCUUAUCCAAAAGUACGACAUGGAGCAGCUGAACAUGCAUCUGACUUGGCUACUUGUGCAGUACUACGCUCCCGUGGCCGAUUAUCGCAUUCUCGUCGACCACUACGGCACGAACCAGAAAGCAGCGGCUUACUUGCCAGUGUUCUGCGGCCAACAGGUAGAAGCAUCGUACAAAAUUCUUCUUGCUGCGCUCGACUUCGUCCACCGGUUCAAUGCGCGGGACAUCAAGACCGUCAAUGACGGCUUCGACGACGUGGUUUCAACGGCUGUCGAAAAGGUCAACGCUUCAGAAUGGUUGGACGAUGAGAGUAAGGCACGAUUAACCGAGAAGAUCAUCGCUGUGAGGAAAUCAUUGUGGCCUCCGAACGCCGUUGUGGACGCCGACCUGUUGGAGAAGCUGUACGGUGAGUUCACCGAAAAUACUACGAGUUUCGCCGCCCUGUGGAUAGAAACGAGAACGAGUGCAAGCGAAAUUAUGAUGACUGGUCAAUACGAGGAAGUGAUGAGGCUACCUUGGAACAGUCUUCCAGGCUAUGUUGUCUACGAUUACAUCUCGAAUACCAUGGAAAUGGCAACGGCCACCAUCGCAGCACCCCUGUACUAUCCGAAUGGGGCGAAGGCUAUGUUGUACGGUGGUCUCCUGUUCCUCAUGGCAACUCACUUGGUCCGUGCAUUCGACAGAGAAGGCAUAAGGUGGACGCCACACGGAUCCGAGGUCGGCAGCAUCCUGUCCAAUGCAACCCUGCUUCAAUAUCAAUACAGGGAUCGAUGCUUCUAUGGCACUGAAGAGUACAGCCUGUUCCCGGGAGUGACUGCUUUUGAGAUAGCAUACACCGCCAUGAAGCAUUCGCACGUUCGAGACAAUAGCCUGCCGCUGGCACUGCGGGAUGACCUCUCGGAAGACAAGGUCUUCUUUAUGACGUUGUGUUAUAUUUCUUGCAGCAUUUCUGGUGACCAGCACUCCCGUAAUUUCGACUGUAACAAGGUGGCGAGGAAUUCCAAAGCUUUUGCUGAAGCUUUUCACUGCUCUACAGGAUCUAAGAUGAACCCCCACAAGAAAUGCCAGUUUUUCGUCGGAUAGAGACUUGAAUGUACGCAGGUGCUAAAGUUACGAGAGGAUACACAUUUUGUGGAUGAAACCACCUUCUUUCGGACCUAAGAGUGAAACGGUAUUGUCGUUUUUGGUAGAUUUACGCCUACCUUUUUUUUUUCUUGUGAUUUCAGCUCUCUGUGAUGAUUUGAACUGGCUCUUUUAGUGGCGCCAUUAGUGGAGACAUCGUGCUGCUAGAGCCGGUAAAACGUGCAGAAGACAAGAGGGACUUCUCAUGUGGCAGGUUUCUUUUAUCUUUAUUCGGUCAUGCAUUUUGCUGUGUGAGCUGUGGGCGUUGCUAAUGGUCAGUGCAGUUGGGCAAGUUUAAUUGAACUACUGAACUUUGCGAAAUCAGAACUGCAUCCAUACAGACAUUGCUGAAUGACAAGCACACUAUCGGGGUUUUUGCUAAAGGGUAUAUACCUAACCUGAAAUCUGUAGGUGUGCAAACAUGAUGGAGACCAUGAAGCACGGAUUGUUUUUAGCAGUGCGCAAAGCGAAAGAUUGUCGCAUGCUUGUCGCAGUGUCGCACUGUCGAACUGUCGCAUGCUUGCGUUUUUUGAAACAGUAUCUAUGGCGAAGUAUGUGCUCCUCGAAUUAUUUCAAUGGUCAUCAUCGCCGCACACAAGCACGUCGGGAGCUACUCUUCAUUAUGUGCCAUUUCUAGCCGUAAUGUUCGACUCGCUGAGAUGGCGAGCAGUAAAAACCUUUCGUCUUAGGAUGCCUGUUGCAGUGACUUGUGCCUUAUUCGAACAGACUGGUAUACUAUUGCUUUAAUUCUUGCCUACCUGGAGUGAAUUGUGUUUUUCGCAGUGCAUCAUUUUUGUUUCCGUUCCCUUCUUUGUCCUCGUCUGUUCUUUGUUUUUAUUGCUUAUUGUGCAGGGUAGCAAAUCGAAGAUUUUGAACUCUGCUUAACCUCCCUGCCUUUGUCUCAUUGGCAUCUCACUCUCUCUCUAUUGCUUGGUAGUGAAAUGUUCAGGCCGCAUCAAAUGUUCCUUAAACACUUUGCGCUAUAUGUUCUCUGCGCUGUGUGUGAUAAAAUGGCUCUUUUUCUGAAUAUUGCUCUGCUUUUGG
Molecule: messenger RNA, 3090 nt
Organism: Dermacentor andersoni
Lineage: Eukaryota; Metazoa; Arthropoda; Arachnida; Ixodida; Ixodidae
Source: RefSeq, a predicted model, not a curated record